AUGACGCGUCAAUAUAAAACUAAAUGUUUCAAAUGUAGAGCACUAUUACAACGUAUUCGUGAUCUUAUAGAUAACAUAACAGUUAUACAUAAGAAUGAAACAUUAGGUAUAUGUGAUUAUUGCAAGCGAUCAUCCUCAAGGAAUAAAUGUAAGAGAUGUGAAUAUUACAUGCAAACAUUUUUAAGUAACGAGACCAAACGUAUAACAAGAGAUUCAGAUAGUAUCUUAGAAUGUGAAGGCAACAAAUCAAGUUGCGUCACUGAAAUGGUUAAAGGAAGAACAAUAGUUCCAUUUCAAAAACAAAAACCUGAACCUGUCAUUAAAAAAAUACCUUUAUUGUUUCAAAUUCAACAUGAUUUCAAUUUACCGACGAUAGAUACUAAUAUAUCGUUAACAUCUAACGAUAUUCCAGAAAAUGCCUUAAAAAGCACAGAUACUAAAACAAAAGGAAAAUCAAUAAAGAAUAAAGCAGGUAUCAUCCGUUAUCAGCUAUCGAAUCGUGAAUUUAUAGACAAGGGUUGGACUAAAUUGCCGUCAAUUAAGGUAUUAAGAAGGACAAACGUUUAUAAUAUGGUACCUUCAUAUUCCAAAUUUGAUUGGUUUAAAAACCAUAAGAACGAGAAAAUGUUAUGCUACGAAUCAAGUGAGAAACUAGCGGAGAUACAUGAAGACGGAUGCGGGAAAUGGUUUUAUAAAAAUGGCAACACCGCAUUAGAUUAUUAUAGCACGCCAGAAUUAAAUUUAGGUAAACGAUGUAUCAUAUACAGUUCACACGAAGAAAACUUACAAAAUAAAAAAUCUCUCAAUGUUAUAGCGUCUUUUGACUACCUUGGGAAUGGAGUCGUAUACGACAAUAGUGGCAAAGUAAGGUUAAAAUAUAAUCAAACGGAAGGAUUCGUGAUCGAUAAAAAUAUUGGCCCACCAAGUCAUUGGAUGUGGCACACGUUGAACGAACCACCAGUUUUAUUUCCAGUCUUUUGUGAUACUUUUGUUGAAAACAAACCAUACUCGUAUCUCAAGAAUAAAAAAGUAGACGAUGAAUUAUACGAUUUUGAAUUAGGGAAUUAUCGCAAGGAGAAAGCGGCUAAAAUGCAGCAGCCGUAUAAGCCCUUUCAAAUACGAAUAAAGGUUGUAAAGAUCAACGAUUAUUUUUCGCUAAGAAUUGUUAACCAAUCUAAAAUUUACAUUCAGUUUCGAUGUGAACAUAUAUGUCUUAAGCUUAAUGUUGGAAUGUUUUUGAAAAAUAAAGAAAUCAUCGAUUCUGACUUCGCUGUGGUCUCUGAAAUAUCGACCUCUUGUGAUUUCUCAAAAAAUGUCUAA
Molecule: messenger RNA, 1320 nt
Organism: Vanessa tameamea
Lineage: Eukaryota; Metazoa; Arthropoda; Insecta; Lepidoptera; Nymphalidae
Exons: 7
Coding region: 1-1320 (439 amino acids)
Source: RefSeq, a predicted model, not a curated record